CAUAAAGCUGCCAGUGCUCCUGCGCUCCCUAUCCCGCAAUUCACGCUCAGCCGUCUACCUUUACGGCAUUCAGAUUCUCACCUCUCGCCUGCUAUAACCAUCGACGCACUCACUCCUUGAUCACCAUCACCUUAACCUCAACACAGCCUCAAGAUGCCGCCGACCAAAGCAGAACUUGACGGCGCUCUGAGCGAGAUCAAGAGCACACUGUCCAACAGAGAGAGCAUGAUCGCCAAAGCCUACGCCAAUCAUCCGGACCCCAAUGCUUGGUACCUCCACUUUAUCAACUGUCUGUCGAUGAUCGUUCAGGGACCGCUCUCCAAGGUCGAAGAGAGUAGCGAGUCCGGUUCCCUGACCAAGGCCGUCAAACGCCGCCGUGUCGAUGAUGAGGUGACGAUCCUUCAAGGCUUCAGAGGCGGUGGAAGGGUCUUAGAGUCGGAGGAGGACACCACGUACAAGUUCAUAGGCCCUGCCAACUUUCGGGUCGUAACACCAUACAAUGGCCCCAGAGCUUUUAUUUUUCGUACCUGCCUGUUUGUCCGUGGCGGCACUAAAGUCCUUGUCAAUGAUGCCAAUGAGGUUGAAGUUGUUAGAAAGUCAGCUCCCGCGAACUUCGCGUUCGCAAAGACCGCGAAUGGACAGGAGGUGAAGAAACAACCGGCGGUCAAGACGGAGACGGACUAG
Messenger RNA from Neurospora tetraspora, 684 nucleotides. RefSeq lists its product as uncharacterized. NCBI's taxonomy places the organism in Eukaryota, Fungi, Ascomycota, Sordariomycetes, Sordariales, Sordariaceae. The record is from RefSeq and is a predicted model, not a curated record. Bases 154 to 684 code for a protein of 176 amino acids. The transcript has 2 exons.